CUGCUCCUACGACUUGCACUCAUCUCUCGCAAAUAUAUACGCAGUGACAGGAUGGCAGAUGCUACGGAAGACCCGCUCGUACUUUUGCGAUCCUCGAUCGCUUCGAGCUCAAAUCCACCCGUCUUGACCGAUUCGUCAGGACAGCCAACAACUCAAGCGUUGGAUGCUACCAAUGUCGCUCUGUCCUCGUCUUCCGGAUCCUCAAUCACGCUUCCUAUUACUACUCCCACUCGACUGACAUCACAAGCCAACGACGCUUCCAACCUCUUGACACUGCAACAGCUGCUGUACACUUACCUCGAAAAGGAUUCGGGAAAUGCAGACUAUAUGCGAAAGGCCGCUGCGGGAGUCGGGGCUGGGUUCCGGCCGGUAGGUAUCUUGGACAGAAGGAUCGUACUCGAAUACCUACUGGGAGGGGAAGCUCCAGCCGGACGAGUGUUGGCAUUAGGGAGCAAACCGGAAGAUAAGCACUUUGAGGGCUCGCAGGCUCCGACAACAGCAACGGUAGAUACAGGUGGUGCUUCUCGACCAUCAGCAGUGGGAGGUAGUACGGUACCAUCUAAACGGCGAUACGUGCCAGACGAGGCAGACAAGGCGUUCUACAAAAAGCUCCAAUCCCUCACCGAGAAACCCCACGUCGACAUCUACGACCCUCUCCGACACGUCCCCCCCGGCAAGAAAGCCGACUUUUCCACCCUCCGAAGCAACAUCUACGAAGAACGGAUAAAACCUCUCCGAGAGUCCGUCAAUAGGGCUAAAGAGGGUAAACCUAUGGAACCGGACAACCAGGCCAACAAGGGGGAGAGGGACGCCCCGAGGGGGGUCAAGAAGCAACGAUCGAUGCAGCAGAAUAUCAUCAUGCUUUCUUCGAGUCCGACGGCGUUGGUCACCAUGUGGAACGUCAAAAAGUUGUUGGAAGAGGGAGAGUUCGAGCGGAACGAGGAUGCCAAGACUAGACAGCAGAAGGAGGGGAAUAGGAAGAUGGAGGAUGUGGUCAUGAUCUAUCGGACAGUAUCGAUGCCGAAUGGAGAGGAGAAGAAGAUCAAGUACUACGCUAUUGACAGUGUCGACGUGUUACAUAAGCUAGGAAGCGCUGCGGGCGGCGAUCCUUGGGACCGUGUCUUGUGUGUGUUCACGACGGGUCAGGCAUGGCAGUUCAAGUCGUACAAAUGGUCUGAACCCAAGGAUCUGUUCCGAAAUGUCCUCGGCAUCUACUUUCACCUGAGCACGGAACCGCAACAUCCAGCGACAAAGGAUUGGAAUGUCAAGCUGUUCAAAAUUGAUCCGAAACACCGACAUACGGAUCGACCGGUAGUGAGCGCUUUCUGGCAGACGUUGGAGAAGGCGAGCCGGAGGGGAUGAGCAUAGUAGCGUCGGGGUUCUCUCUGUUGUAUAUGAUGCCUACCGUGUGGUGAGAUGUCAUCGUGGGAAGAGAAGAGGUUGAACUAUCACUCCCUACGAUGUCGAAGCAGAAGGACUUUGAGGGAUUCAGAGUACAUUAGCAACGGCGAACCCCAACAGGUACUGCAUUGAGUUCGGUACCGGUGCGAUCGCACAGCGGAUCGACAGCAGAAAGCUUGCGCUGCUUGAGCGAGUCAUAUCUGGUAUGAACCUGGACAUGUACCGACAUUCCCUUGACCGUCGAUAUCCAAUAUGGCCAGG
Filobasidium floriforme is the source of this 1662-nucleotide messenger RNA. Its product is annotated as RNA pol II accessory factor, Cdc73 family-domain-containing protein. Gene Ontology annotation, cellular component: Cdc73/Paf1 complex. The record is from RefSeq and is a predicted model, not a curated record. Gene Ontology annotation, biological process: transcription elongation by RNA polymerase II; positive regulation of transcription elongation by RNA polymerase II. Gene Ontology annotation, molecular function: RNA polymerase II complex binding. Bases 52 to 1362 code for a protein of 436 amino acids. NCBI's taxonomy places the organism in Eukaryota, Fungi, Basidiomycota, Tremellomycetes, Filobasidiales, Filobasidiaceae. The transcript has 8 exons.